CAUGAUUUCUUUAAGAUGACCAGACUUGUCUUACUGCCAGCCUUACAGACUCCCAUUUUUGACAUCUCCUUAAUUAAUGUGCUUCAACUAAGGCAUGACUUUUUAUUUCAGACAAAUCUCCCUAUUUUCAAGCUGAAGGAAUCUACUGUUAGAAGAAGAUACAGUGACUUUGAAUGGCUACGAAGUGAAUUGGAAAGAGAGAGCAAGGUUGUAGUUCCCCCGCUCCCUGGGAAGGCAUUUUUGCGUCAGCUUCCUUUUAGAGGAGAUGAUGGAAUAUUUGACGACAAUUUUAUUGAGGAAAGGAAGCAAGGGCUGGAGCAGUUUAUAAACAAGGUCGCUGGUCAUCCUCUGGCACAGAAUGAACGUUGUCUUCACAUGUUUUUACAGGAUGAAAUAAUAGAUAAAAGCUAUACUCCGUCUAAAAUAAGACAUGCUUGAAGUGUGCUAAGAGGCAAAAUGUGACCGUUCAUGUUUCGUGUGCACCGUGACGACGCUCUGACCCCUCGCAUGCUGCUCAGAACCGGUGCAACCUGCCUUCACUAUCGUAACACUCAUUGCUCAGUUUUGUUCGGCAGUUGACAAGCUAAUUUGUUUUAGUGAAAAUCUCUCAUUCCAGCUUUCUCUAUGAAUAGCUCUUCCUUGCUGUUGUAUUGUGGUAUAUACACGAUAGCCUCACAGACCUUCCCAUAUACUCUGCAGUGUCCUAACUAAAGUUUCUGACUUGGUCUUAUUUGCACA
Chinchilla lanigera (long-tailed chinchilla) is the source of this 738-nucleotide messenger RNA. It is a transcript of the gene Snx3, whose product is annotated as sorting nexin 3. NCBI's taxonomy places the organism in Eukaryota, Metazoa, Chordata, Mammalia, Rodentia, Chinchillidae. The transcript has 3 exons. The record is from RefSeq and is a predicted model, not a curated record. Gene Ontology annotation, biological process: late endosome to Golgi transport; endocytic recycling. Gene Ontology annotation, molecular function: phosphatidylinositol-3-phosphate binding. Gene Ontology annotation, cellular component: early endosome membrane; retromer complex. The coding region runs from base 16 to 438 and encodes 140 amino acids.